AUAUUACACAAUGUGUUUCCGCUUCCGCUCUCAGCGUGCAUUAAGCUAAGUUAGCAUACAUGUUUUGAUUAUUUUAGUUAUGUGGGGUUUUGUUUGUAGAAAAAAACAAACCCACAAAUGAAUAAUUUUACAUGGCUACGGAAGACUGUAAAUAUCCAUUAAGCGUCCUUACCGGGAACUCGUGAGCGACAACUAGCUAAACAACACCUUGUAACGUUCGCUAGCUAGAGUUAGCUAGCUUGCUCGCAGCCUGCAGCUACUUCUGCCAUAACAACAACGUUGUUUUAGCUUUUUGAAAAGCGGGUGCGGUGCUCCCAGCCUAGGCACCAUGGCUAAUCUAGAGCAGUGGGUGAAUGACCGUCUCCAUGACAUCCUCGGGUUGAGUGACAGAUAUGUGUCUCAAUUCAUGAUCGGCACUGCACGGAAAGCGUCGAGUCCUCAAGACUUUGUGACUCGCCUCGAGCAGACGGGCACGAUUGACAUCGAACCGAGUGUGGUUGCCUUUGCGCAGGAGCUCUUUGACAAGAUUCCCCGCAAACAGGUUGUUGAGAAACCAGCCCGUGCGAUGGAACGGGAAGCCAUUGAAAUGGACAGGAAGAAUCGCACGUACACAUUACUGGAGGACAGUGACAGUGAUGGAGACGCUGUGAUAGAGAAGCAGAAGGGGAAAAAGAAAAGCAAGGACAAAGAUAGAGGAAACAGGAGGAAGCACAUCAGGCAGAAGAAAGAGAGUGAGUCGUCAAGUGAGGAUGAAGCAUCUAAAAGGGCCAGUUCAGGCCUAGGGGACCACAAGUCUCUCAAUAAGGAAGAUGAAGAGGAAGAGUGGGAGAAGGAAGAGCGAGAGCGACAGCAUGACAUUGAAGAGAGAGAUGCGUUUGCUGAGCGAGUGAAACAGAAAGACAAGGACAAGACCCGCAACAUAACAGAGAGGACUGACAAAAAGGCUUAUGAGGAAGCUCAGAAGAGGCUGAAGAUGGCUGAAGAUGAUCAGAACAAUAUGUUGCCAGAGUUGAGGAAGCGCUCUCGCUGGGAUUAUCUAAAGAAGAGAGAGGCAGAGAAGCUGGAGGACCUGGAGGCAGAGAUCAAAGACGAUGAGUACCUUUUCCAUACAGAUGAGCUGACUGAGAGGGAGAGAAAGGAGUUGGAAUACAAACGCACUCUUCGUGACCUGGCUAAAGAUUACAAAAAAGCUGGUGCCAAGGAACAGGAAGAGAGGAAGAACAGAUACUAUAUGCCAGAAGAGAAGAGAACCAAGGAGAUGCCGCAGAGGGACCUGGAGCUGGAGGAAACUCCCAUGGAGCUGGGAGGAGAGCAAGGCCGCUGGGAGGAGGAGAGGCUGAAGACAGCCUCCCUCAGCUUUGGCGCCAAGAGGGAGCGAGAGCAAGGGAUGAGGCAAGAGCAGGAGAAGUACCAGCUGAUCCUAGAGGAGGAAGAGAUGAUCGACUUUGUCAGCAGUGCCAUAACCAUGAAGGGAACUCGGACGGAAGAGGAGCAACAGGUCCUGGCUCUGUCCCAGGCGGAGAUGAAGAAACAGUCCAUGCAGGAGGUCCGACGCAGUCUGCCCAUCUUCCCCUACAGAGAAGACCUGCUAGCUGCCAUCCACGAGCACCAGAUCCUGGUCAUUGAGGGGGAAACGGGCUCUGGAAAGACCACCCAGAUCCCGCAGUACCUCCUGGAAGACGGCUACACCCAAGGAGGCAUGAAGAUCGGAUGUACACAACCUCGCAGAGUGGCAGCCAUGUCAGUGGCAUCCAGAGUGGCACAGGAAAUGAAUGUCAAGCUUGGGAAUGAGGUGGGUUAUAGUAUUCGUUUUGAGGACUGCACGUCAGAGAGAACAGUGCUUAAGUACAUGACAGACGGCAUGCUGCUCCGAGAGUUUCUCACCGAGCCCGACCUGGCCAGCUACAGUGUAAUCAUCAUAGAUGAAGCCCACGAGCGAACACUCCACACAGACAUCCUCUUUGGUCUGAUUAAAGACAUCGCCAGAUUCCGAUCCGACCUGAAGGUGCUGGUGGCCAGCGCCACUCUGGAUACUGAGCGCUUCUCCUGUUUCUUUGACGACGCACCAGUCUUUAGAAUCCCUGGCAGGAGGUUCCCCGUUGAUAUAUUCUACACUAAAGCUCCAGAAGCCGACUACCUGGAAGCCUGCGUGGUGUCGGUGCUACAGAUCCACGUCACCCAGUCUCCUGGAGACAUUCUGGUCUUCCUCACUGGACAGGAGGAGAUCGAAGCAUGUUGCGAGCUGCUCCAGGAUAGGUGCAGGCGACUUGGAUCUAAGAUAGCAGAGCUGCUGGUUCUUCCCAUCUACGCCAACCUGCCAUCAGACAUGCAGGCGAAGAUCUUCAACCCUACUCCACCUGGAGCCCGUAAGGUGGUGGUCGCUACCAAUAUAGCAGAAACCUCGCUGACCAUAGAUGGCAUCAUCUACGUCAUUGACCCAGGCUUCUGCAAACAAAAGAGUUACAACGCUCGCACCGGCAUGGAGUCUCUCAUUGUCACUCCGUGUUCCCGGGCUUCAGCCAACCAAAGAGCAGGCCGUGCAGGCAGAGUGGCUGCUGGGAAAUGUUUCAGGCUUUACACAGCCUGGGCCUUUAAACAUGAGAUGGAAGAAUCGACUGUGCCCGAGAUUCAGAGGACCAACUUGGGAAAUGUAGUCCUGCUGCUGAAGAGUCUAGGUAUCAAUGACCUCAUUCACUUUGACUUCAUGGACCCACCUCCACAUGAGACUCUGGUCUUAGCGCUGGAGCAGCUCUACGCUCUGGGAGCACUCAACCACCUGGGAGAGCUCACCAAGCUGGGUCGCAGGAUGGCUGAGCUACCCGUGGACCCCAUGUUGAGCAAAAUGAUCCUGGCCUCCGAGCAGUACAAGUGUUCAGAGGAAGUGUUGACAAUUGCGGCCAUGCUGUCGGUGAACAACUCUAUUUUUUACCGGCCCAAAGACAAGGUGGUGCAUGCUGACAACGCCAGGAUGAACUUUGUGGUGCCAGGAGGAGACCACCUGGUGCUGCUCAACGUGUACACACAGUGGUUGGAGAGUGGUUACUCUACACAGUGGUGCUACGAGAACUUCAUCCAGUUCCGCUCCAUGAGAAGAGCCCGGGAUGUCAGGGAUCAGCUGGAGGGUCUGAUGGAUCGUAUUGAGGUGGAGGUGGUCAGCUCCCAGGGAGACAGCUUACCCAUUCGCAAGUCGGUGACGGCAGGAUAUUUCUAUCACACGGCGCGACUGAGCAAAGGCGGCUACAAGACGGUGAAGCACCAGCAGACGGUCUACGUCCACCCCAACAGCUCUCUGUUCGAGGAGCAGCCCCGCUGGCUCAUCUACCAUGAGCUGGUCUUCACCACCAAGGAGUUCAUGAGACAGGUUAUUGAGAUAGACAGCGGCUGGCUGCUUGAAGUUGCUCCUCACUACUACAAAAGCAAAGAACUGGAGGACAGCAGCAGCAAGAAGAUGCCCCGCAAGCAAGGAAAAACAAAAGAGGAGCUGGGCUGAAGAAAAGGCACUUGCUCAGGGGACCAAUGGUGGAAAUAAAAAGUGCUGGGGCACACUCCCUUCCUCUCUCAGGGCAGGUUAAAAGUAGAAAAAUGUCGUUGAUUGUAACAAAAUAAAGAGGUAAAGUGUGGAAAAGGCCGUUGCAGCUAUAUGGUUCUAACCUGUCUUCACGUGUUUGUUUUCUGCUGUAGCCUGAUAUGGCAUUUUGGAUCAAAUUCAACUGCAUAAACUAACCUGAACACAGACUCGAAAGACGGGACCUGUGAGAAGUGGGGGGAAAACUCACCAACAGGUAUCUUGAACCAGCUGCUUUAGCUGCACCACAACAAGGAAACAUUCAUGCACUUGGAUCUGAGUUUCCUGCAUUACAAACAUAUAUAACAGCAGUACUGACUCACUGGGUGGGUUCUUCAACUCCUUUAAAAAGACUGUUGCUUUGUUUUCUUGGUGCUUUUGAAACCACCAUACUCUUUGUUGACUUUUUUUAUUUUUUUAUUUUUUUUAUUGUGUAUUUGUGAAAGAGGCACACAGUUAAAGUGGGCAAGUUACUGAAGAGCCUCUAUGAAGCUGAAAAGACUAAUUUCUACAGCAAUAAAGUUUUAAAACCA
This is a messenger RNA of Etheostoma cragini (Arkansas darter), 4098 nucleotides long. RefSeq names its product DEAH (Asp-Glu-Ala-His) box polypeptide 16 (gene dhx16). Bases 329 to 3490 code for a protein of 1053 amino acids. Gene Ontology annotation, cellular component: catalytic step 2 spliceosome; intracellular anatomical structure. The transcript has 21 exons. The record is from RefSeq and is a predicted model, not a curated record. Gene Ontology annotation, molecular function: RNA binding; ATP binding. NCBI's taxonomy places the organism in Eukaryota, Metazoa, Chordata, Actinopteri, Perciformes, Percidae.